Trichoderma citrinoviride is the source of this 601-nucleotide messenger RNA. RefSeq lists its product as hypothetical. The transcript is spliced from 2 exons. The record is from RefSeq and is a predicted model, not a curated record. Lineage: Eukaryota; Fungi; Ascomycota; Sordariomycetes; Hypocreales; Hypocreaceae. Gene Ontology annotation, cellular component: mitochondrion. Gene Ontology annotation, biological process: autophagy of mitochondrion. Bases 11 to 601 code for a protein of 196 amino acids.
AACCAUCACAAUGGCAAAGGGGAUCUCGGUCCUCAAAUUCGUGGGCACCGUGUCCCUCGGACUGCUGACGGGCGUCUCAUACACCGUGUCGACGCUCACCCUCCCAACCCUCCUCACCCUCCCGUCCUCGUCCUCCGCCGCCCACGGCCUGGCCUCGCUGCAGUCCUCCCUCCGCCUCCCCGUCCUCGCGCUCUCGUCCCUGGCCGCCGCUCCGCUCUUCCUCUCCUUCGUCUUCUCUCCGCGCUACGCUCGCCACCCGUAUCUCUUCUACACCUCUCUUCUCGCCGUGCUGUCCGUGGCCGUCCCCGGAUACCUUCCCCAGCCGGUUACCCCAGCUUCGAAGUCUGCCGGCGCCCGCAGGGCUACGUCGUCCAGAGCCCGCAUGGAGGCCAGCUACGAGGUCCUCGGCGAUUCACACAGCGAGGGAGACUUACCCAGCGAGUCUGAACUGGAGGAUGCCAAUGGCGAGGAGGUCAGGGCCAGCGUUGAGGGCGCCGCGAGGGCAUAUCUCGUCCGGACCGGCUUCGCUGCCGCCGCGUUUGUGCUGUCUGUGGUUGGGCUCUGGGGUGAUGGUGCUCCCCGAACUGUCCGCUACUACUAG